AGAGAGAUUUGUUCUGGUAUUGUUUUGAUCCUCGGUCAAAAGAACACGCAAAGCAAACCCAGUCACCCCCAACAAACACGAGACAAGCCGUGUGCAAACAAUAGUCGGUGUGAACCCCCAAACCCUAAUCGCCACCACCUCCAAUCCUUCGUUUCUAUGACCGAGUGCUGUUGGGGUCAGCAUGCGCUAGCUUCGUCGUCGAUUUUUUGGUUGGUGAUUCUCGUGAUUCUUUUCGGGCAGAAUUUUUGGGUUUGACGGCAUGGAUUUGGUACCGAGCGUCAAGGAAAAAUUAAACUAUUUUCGUAUAAAAGAGCUCAAAGAUGUGCUCACUCAGUUACACCUUUCAAAGCAGGGAAAGAAGCAGGAUCUUGUUGAUCGCAUAUUAUCUGUUCUCUCAGAUGAACAAGUUUCAAAAAUCUGGGCUAAGAAGAAUGCUGGUGGUGGAAAAGAACAGGUAGCAAAAUUAGUGGAUGAUACAUAUAGGUCAGUCUUAGCAACAACACUCUUGAUAAUAUUUUCCUCUAGCUUUUGUAUGCUUCAGAUGCAUGCAGUGACGUAACAUACUUGGCUGAGUUCACAUAAAUGAUCUGGUACCUUACUAUUAGGAAAAUGCAGAUAUCAGGGGCCACUGAUCUAGCUUCUAAGGGACAGGGUGCAUCAGAUAGCAGUAGUGUAAAGGUUAAAAGUGAAUUUGAUGAUGCCUUUCAACCAGAUGUGAAGAUUCGCUGUCUAUGUGGAAGUAGAUUGGAAACAGAGAAUUUGGUCAAGUGUGAUGAUGCAAGAUGCCAUGUGUGGCAACACAUCAGUUGCGUUAUUAUUCCAGAGAAACCUACUGAAGGCAUCCCACUAGUUCCUGAUAAAUUUUAUUGUGAACUCUGUCGUCUCACUCGUGCAGAUCCAUUUUGGGUUUCAGUGGCGCACCCUUUGCAUCCUGUGAAGUUGACCACAACCAGUAAUCCAACUGAUGGAAACAACCCAGUGCAGAGUGUGGAGAGAACAUUUCAACUGACUAGAGCUGACAAGGACUUGGUAUCAAAACCAGAAUUUGAUGUUGAGGCUUGGUGUAUGCUCCUGAACGACAAGGUUCCAUUCAGGAUGCAAUGGCCACAGUAUACAGACCUGCAGGUCAAUGGUGUUCCUGUUCGUGCAACUAACAGACCUGGUUCACAGUUGCUUGGGGCUAAUGGUCGGGAUGACGGUCCAAUUAUCACGCCAUAUACAAAAGAUGGAAUUAAUAAGAUUUCCUUAACAGGAUGUGAUGCUCGCAUUUUUUGUUUAGGGGUUCGUAUUGUUAAAAGGCGCAGUAUGCAGCAGAUCCUAAACUCAAUCCCAAAGGAGUCUGAUGGCGAGAAAUUUGAAGACGCCCUUGCACGUGUCUGCCGUUGUGUUGGGGGUGGAAAUGCAGUUGAUGAUGCUGAUAGUGACAGUGAUUUGGAAGUGGUUUCAGAUACUUUCACUGUCAACCUUCGUUGUCCUAUGAGUGGUUCAAGAAUGAAGAUUGCUGGAAGAUUUAAACCCUGUAUUCACAUGGGUUGCUUUGAUCUUGAAGUGUUUGUGGAAAUGAACCAACGAUCAAGGAAGUGGCAAUGUCCUAUAUGUCUCAAAAACUAUGCGUUGGAGAAUAUCAUCAUUGACCCUUAUUUCAAUCGCAUCACUUCUAUGAUGAUGAAUUGUGGUGAAGAAAUUGCAGAGAUUGAGGUGAAGCCUGAUGGUUCUUGGCGUGUUAAGGUAAAGAGUGAAAGUGAACGCCUGGAAUUAGGGAAUCUAGCACAGUGGCGCCUUCCUGAUGGAACCCUCUGUGUGUCAACUGCUGGAGAUGUCAAGAGAGUGGAUACAUUGAAGCAGGUUAAACAGGAAGGUGUUUCAGACUGUCCGGCUGGUUUAAAACUUGGCAUAAGGAAGAAUCGCAAUGGAGUUUGGGAAGUCAGUAAACCUGAGGGCACAAACACCUCUUCUGGUAAUAAAUUGAAAGGGGCUUUUGGAAAUCCCGAACAGGUUGUUAUUCCAAUGAGCAGCAGUGCCACUGGAAGUGGUCGGGAUGGUGACGACCCUAGUGUAAAUCAGGGUGGUGGUGGGCAUAUUGACCAUUCCACUACAAAUGGGAUUGAGAUGGAUUCUUUGUGUCUCAAUAAUGUUGAUUUAGCAUAUGAAUAUAAUGAACCCAACACUUCUGCUCAGGUGGGUGGUGCAGAAGUUAUUGUUCUUAGUGAUUCUGAAGAAGACAAUGAUUUGUUGGUAUCUCCUGCAAUUGCUUAUAAGAACAACAGAAAUGAUGCUACAGAUGGUUACUCUGUACCACCACCUGUAAUUGUUGAUUCAUAUACUGAAGAGCAUAAUCUUGGUGGAAAUUCAUGCUUAGGACUCUUUCCUAAUGAUGAUGAAUUUGGGAUGUCUUCCCUGUGGUCAUUGCCUUCUGGAAGUCAGGCUGGUCCUGGAUUCCAGUUAUUUGGUUCUGAUGCGGAUGUGUCUGAUGCGUUGGUCCAUCUGCAGCAUGGUCCUAUGAAUUGCUCCUCGUCACUAAAUGGUUAUGCAUUGGCUCCCAAUACUGCUUUGGGAUCUGGUAGUAUCUUGCAAGAGUCCUCUGCUGGUCGGUCAGAUGCUGAUUUGAAUGGUGGUUUGGUGGACAAUCCUUUGGCCUUUGGUGGAGAUGAUCCCUCACUUCAGAUUUUUCUCCCCACAAGACCAGCAGAUUCAUCCAUGCACAAUGAAUUGAGAGAUCAAGCAAGUGUGGCUAAUGGUGUCUGCACUGAGGAGGAUUGGAUAUCCCUCAGUCUUGGAGGUGGGACUGGUGGUAACAAUGGUGAUGCUUCCACUCAAAAUGGGUUGAAUUCUAGACAUCAAAUCCCAACCAGAGAAGGUGCCACGAAUACUUUGGAUGAUACUGCUUCUUUACUCCUUGGGAUGAAUGAUGUUAGAUCUGACAGGGCAAGAAGGCAAAGAUCAGAUAGCCCUUUCUCCUUUCCUCGCCAAAAACGUUCAGUAAGGCCCCGCUUGUACCUUUCCAUUGAUUCAGAUUCAGAGUAAAGGUCAUACCUUGUGUCUCAAGAAUUUUAGGUACUCUUAACACCAGAUUUCGAAUUUAGAAAAAUUGAAGAAAGUUGAGAGGCAUUUUUGGUCCUCAUGAAAUGGCAAUUAAUACAUAAUGAUAAUGGGUCUGAGGCAUCUCUGGUGGAACAGAGCUACAAAUUACCCUGUGCCAAAAUGCUUGCACCCACCCCCAUUGGCAAAGAUGUUGUGGCCGUAAUGAUUCUUUAUGCUUGAUAUCUAAAUUGUCCUUGUGGCAGAUGUUGAUAGAUCAAGCUCGAGCUAUUAUUCCCGUCAAUUUUUUAUGAGGGUGUAUGCCGGGGUUAUAGUGCUGGUUUAUUGUAUAGUUAAUCAUUCAAAUCUGGUAGUUCAAACUUUCAAAAAAGUUGGGUGGAACAUUAUAUCUGCAUUUUUGUCUCUGCUAAGAGCAAUAACCUGUAAAUGUUUAGCCAUAUCAGAUCCAACAGUGAAAUCAAAGAUAUUGUUUCUGGUCAUUUUUCUAGAAUACUCUGUUGUGUCAGUAUCAUGCCUCAUGAUUGGCCAAGAAUGAUAAACGCCUAUUUCAUGACACCUGGACGUUGAUAUUUGUUUAACAUGUGUAGGCAUCUGUGAUGCCUCCCCGUAAGGAUCUAUAUUUGAUUUCA
Glycine soja is the source of this 3668-nucleotide messenger RNA. Its product is annotated as E3 SUMO-protein ligase SIZ1-like. The record is from RefSeq and is a predicted model, not a curated record. Gene Ontology annotation, molecular function: zinc ion binding; SUMO ligase activity. Lineage: Eukaryota; Viridiplantae; Streptophyta; Magnoliopsida; Fabales; Fabaceae. Gene Ontology annotation, biological process: protein sumoylation. The transcript has 17 exons. Bases 583 to 3024 code for a protein of 813 amino acids.